Messenger RNA from Drosophila obscura, 2936 nucleotides. RefSeq names its product DNA ligase 1 (gene sals). The record is from RefSeq and is a predicted model, not a curated record. Gene Ontology annotation, molecular function: actin binding. The coding region runs from base 16 to 2850 and encodes 944 amino acids. Lineage: Eukaryota; Metazoa; Arthropoda; Insecta; Diptera; Drosophilidae. The transcript is spliced from 8 exons.
GCAGAAGCAGUAGCAAUGCCGUUUGUGACACCCCGAACGGGGACGAGCAGUGCAAACAACAGUGCGGGACGCACCACAUUCCGCCCGCCGUGGGUGAAGGAGGACGCCGCCUCAGCAUCCAGUGCCACAGCCACAAAGCCCACGACCACGCCCUGGGCUAAGAAGGCAGCGGCAGCCGCUGCCGCCAAGGAGAAUGGAGACAAAUCCGUUCCAGCUGCGGCCACAACGACAGCAGCAGCCAACAGCAAGGCCAAGGCAGCUCCAGCCGUGACGACCGCGAAGAAGACAACCCCCGCGGAGACGGCUAAAAAAGCGCCUGAGCCCGUCAAGAAAUCCUCAGCAACGACGACAGCAGCAGCAGCAGGCAAAAAAAAUUCGAAUGCGGAGCCCGUGAACAGCAAGAAGGCCCCGGAGCCAGUCAAGAAGGUGGCUCCCACUGCGGUGACCAAGAAGCCAGUGGCAACGAAGAAGAAGGAACCAACGCCACCGCCCGAAUCCUCUUCGGAGGAAGAGGAGAGCGAGGAGGAGGAGGAGGAGACUGAAGAGGAGACCGAAUCCGAGGAAGAGGAGACCGAGGAGGAGACCGCAUCCGAGGAAGAGGACGAUGACGACGAUGACGACACAACGGUGGACGAGAAGGUGCCCGAGCACGUGAAGAAGGCCGCCCAGCUGCGUCCGACGACCGUCAACAAGAAGCCGGAGCCGGAAAGUGAGUUGAAACAGCGUUUCACCCUAGAGAAACCCAAGUUGAGGAGCGUAGCGGUGGUCAAGCGAGACAAGUCGAUGAAGAAGGUGCCCGCCCAGGCAGAGGACGAGGAGGCAGAGGAGGGGGAGACGGAGGAGGAGCGCGAGCGCCGUCUGCGCUUCAAGCUCGAAAAGCCCAAGCUGCGGCAUGUGAAGCGCGAGGAGAAACCGCUGCCCAGCAAGAGCACCGACGACCUGGCCAAGAUCCGGCCAGUGCUCAAGAAGGUACCCAAGAUCGAUGAGCUCCUCAAGGAGCCCAAGGAGGAGCCCAAGCCCGAGUUCAAGACCAAGACCCUGCGGAAAGCCCCGUCCAUAAAGCGCGAGCAGAGCAUCAAGAAUGUUCCAGCCCCACCGCCACUGCCCUCUCUGGUGCCCAAGGCUCCGCCACCACCGCCCCCGCCACUGGCCAUCGGCGAGAAGCGUGUGCUCUCCAGCACGCAAAAGGCGAACAUUGAGAAGCUGAAAACACGGCCCAGAAGGCGCCCGGACUGGUCCGAGAUGAUGAAGGAGGUGGAGAGCGGCAGGAAGCUGCGCCAUGUGGCGUGCAACGAUAGAUCUCAGCCCAUACUGACAUGCAAGUCGAUAACCAAAGUGGACGAAAAGUUCAUCUACGAGACGGAGAAGGACAACUCGCACAACAAGCUGCUCCAACAGAUCCAGGGCGGCAUCAAGCUUAAGCCCACGCGGACCAACGAUCGCAGCAAGCCCGUGCUGGAUGGCCUGCGCAAGUUCCGCCGCCAGAUGACCAUCGAGGAGCAGCUGCAAAAGUCCCAGUCGAAGGUCAACAUGCUCUGCGAGGCACCCAGCAGCCACGCCCUCGGACCGAGCAUUGCCAGCGCCCUGGGGGCGGGCAGAUCGCGGCCCAGCAUCGGCUCGGCCAUGUCCAUCGAUGAGGAGAGCCCCGACGAGCUGGACGACAUCGACAAGAUUCGCGACGACCUGCAGAGCACCAAGCAGAUGCUGGCCCUCGAGCUGCGCAACCGGGAGGCCCAGGAGCGCGAGAACAAGAAGCUGCUGGCGAAGAUUCGCACUCUGGAGACGGAGCUGGAGCGGGAGAAGUCGCGCGAGAAGAACCUCGAGUACGGGUCCAAUGUGAUCGUGGCCACCAUGGAUCCCACGCCCACCGCCGAACAGACGUACGUGAAUUCGCUGAAGAGCGAGGUGGAGGAUGCCCGCAAGGUGUCGAAGGAGGUGGAGAAGAACUACCAGAGCACCAGCGAGCAGCUGGUGGAGGCCAAGACGGAGAUCGAGGAGCAGCGGCGACAGAUCCAGCUACUCGAAAGGAAGCUAGCAGCGGCUCUCCAGGGCUGUGCGACACCAAGCACUAACAGACCGCACAUUAGUAAUUGCUUUGCUUACGACGACGACGACGAUGACGACUACUACGACCAUUACUACGUCGGCAAGCACGCGCCGCACCAGGGCGGCGGAAUGCUGGACGGCUCCAGGCGGUCGAGCGAUGCCAAUUUCGGGCGCGACAGCUCACCGGAGCUGGAUCUGGAGGUGAGCGAAAGCGACCCAGACGAGCCCGAGGAGAAGAAGACGGAGCGCAGGGAGAAGCGCGUCGGCAAGGAGCUGAAGGUGCUGCGCAGCAAGCUCACGAAGGUGAAGGUCAAAGAGGAGGCGGCCAAGAAGGAGAAGGAUGUGCUCAAGCAGGCCAUGAAAAAGAACCAGGAGAUUCUCAAGGAAGAGAACAAGAAGUUCAAGAAGCUGGAGAAGGAGGUUCAGAAGAUGGCCGCCUCGAUGAAGCUGGACGAGGACGAUGUCGAUGGCGAGGACAAGGACGAUGAGGAGGAGGCCGGGGAGGAGCACGAGAGCGAGGAGGAGGAGGAGUCCGAUGAUGAGUCCGAGGAAUCCGAGUCGGGGGAGAGCGAGGCGGAGACGGGCAGCGAGUCCGAACCAGAGGACGCGGCUAACUCUGCGAAGAAGGCUAACGUGGAGCCGCGCGUGAAGAAGCACGAGAGUCGCUUCGCGGCGAUGAAGAAGUGCAACGUGCUGCUGCAGGCAAACGUCGACAAUUUGCAGGACCAAAUUGUGCAGGUGCGCCACCGGGCCACCAAUCUGCAGGACGAGCUGGACGCGGUGAUUGCGGAUCUGGGCUUCUAGGGCGGUCAGCGUCUUUUUUGUUUUGUUUAUGUUUUUAUGUAGAUUUUGCCGGAAGGUCAGUGUGACCGCGGAUUUACCGAUAAAAU